This is a messenger RNA of Trematosphaeria pertusa, 1584 nucleotides long. Its product is annotated as allantoinase. Lineage: Eukaryota; Fungi; Ascomycota; Dothideomycetes; Pleosporales; Trematosphaeriaceae. Gene Ontology annotation, molecular function: allantoinase activity. Gene Ontology annotation, biological process: purine nucleobase catabolic process. The transcript has 2 exons. The record is from RefSeq and is a predicted model, not a curated record. The coding region runs from base 1 to 1584 and encodes 527 amino acids. Gene Ontology annotation, cellular component: cytoplasm.
AUGGCGCCUCAUGCAACCACGCCUCCACCCAUGCCGCACAGCGUGCCUCUUCAUCCUAUCACUGUCCUUGCUUCGUCAAGGGCUGUGGUGGCAGGCCGGCUCACUGAAGCGACAAUCGUUAUAUCCAAUGUCACCGGCAAAAUCACAGCCAUCUUCCACUCCGUCCUUCCCCGUGCAGACUUCCCUGAGGGAACUACCUACCACGACUACUCUCCUCGCAUCCUGCUGCCCGGCCUGGUGGAUGCUCACGUCCAUCUGAACGAACCCGGCCGGACAGAGUGGGAAGGCUUCUGGACCGGCACUCGAGCUGCUGCAUUCGGCGGUGUAACAACCGUCGUCGACAUGCCACUCAAUGCCAUCCCUCCUACCACUACAGUAGAGAACUUAAAGAUCAAGGUCGAAGCCGCCCAAGGCAAGUGCUGGGUCGACGUCGGCUUCUACGGCGGUGUCGUCCCUGGAAACGCCGGCGAACUCAAGGCCCUCGUAAAAGAAGGCGUCCUCGGCUUCAAAGGCUUCCUAAUAGACAAAUUCCCCGCCGUCACAUCAACCGACAUUGAAAAGGCGCUCACCGAGCUCAAAGACUCCGCUACUACCCUCAUGUUCCAUGCCGAGAUGAUCCCUCCCAUCACCGACUCCGUGGGUGACGAUGUCCAGCGCGCUCAUCCACCUCUCGCUCCCUCGGGACCCCUUACGCACUACUCAACGUUCCUGGACUCCCGCCCGCCAUCGUUUGAGACCUACGCCAUCGAUGAGAUCCUCUCCCUGGCACAUCUAGCGCCAGACCUGCAACUCCACAUCGUGCACCUCUCCGCCGUCGAAGCCAUCCCACUCCUCCGCGAAGCCCGCCAAAAGGGCAUCAAGAUCACCGCAGAAACCUGCUUCCACUACCUAACCCUCGCCGCCGAGAACAUCAAAGAAGGCGACACCCGGCACAAAUGCUGUCCGCCCAUCCGCUCGCAAACCAACCAAGACGGGCUCUGGGAAGAACUGCUGAAUGACCAGGCCGAUGGUGUUAUCAAGACAGUCGUCUCAGACCACUCGCCCUGCACGCCCAACAUCAAACUCCUGCCCGCGGCGUUCGCGCCGAAGAAGGAGAGUAAGCGGAAACCAGGGCACACGCACGACUGCGAUAGCUGCGAGAGCAGCGAGGGCGAAGAAGAAGGGCCCGAAGAAAAGGGCGACUUCUUCAGCGCCUGGGGAGGCAUUUCGAGUGUUGGUCUUGGCCUUCCCAUCCUCUGGACUGAAGGCACGCGGCGCGACGAGAACUUCAGCGUCGAGGAGAUCGUGCGCUGGUGCUGCAAGAACACGGCUAAGCAGGUCGGGCUGGAGCGCAGCAAGGGCGAUCUGGGCGUCGGGUACGAUGCUGACAUCGUCGUCUUCGAUGACACGGCCGAGUUCAUGGUGGAGCCGAAUACUAUGCUCUUCAGGAACAAGGUCUCCCCGUACGAGAACAAGACGCUCAAGGGCGUUGUGCGCGAGACGUGGCUGCGCGGACAAAGGAUCUUCACAAGGGAAGACGAGUUUACGGAGAAGGCUGGGCCGAGGGGGAAGUUGUUGCUGGAGCCGAAGAAGAUGAGCAAGUGA